Molecule: messenger RNA, 930 nt
Organism: Osmerus eperlanus (European smelt)
Lineage: Eukaryota; Metazoa; Chordata; Actinopteri; Osmeriformes; Osmeridae
Gene: cimip5
Product: chromosome 9 C2orf50 homolog
Exons: 3
Coding region: 166-612 (148 amino acids)
Source: RefSeq, a predicted model, not a curated record
UCCCCCGGCAGUUUCCCAGGGAGACGCACAAGUAAACAAUUCUGCGCAGCAAAAACAGCUCACAGCAGAGGCGCACUCAGAUCUGUCUACAGGGAUAGACUUUCUGUAUUAGAAACUAUUCUAGAUUUACAACAGUUCAUUGUUUCAGAAGUUUUUCUUAUUAAAAUGGAUAUGAAAAAACGUGCAACUUCGGCAGGCUACCGUUUACCGGAUCCCAGAAAUGUGACACAGUCAUCGUUGGUGUCUAUGGGUCCAAGUAAAAUACACAACACAGGUGCCAGCAAGGAUUCGAAUCCCGAAACCCGUGACCCAGUAAAGCAGGAUCAAGUGUGGCGGGAAUUCGUGCACGCCGAAAUGAAAGGAGCGAAGGAGUGGCAGAAGAAUUGGAGUUUUCUCAAAAACUAUGACCAGUUGGGUGAACUCCGAUCAGAGACCCCAUUACCAAGCCACGUGUCACUUUACUCUGACCACCUCCCCCACACCGCUAACCAAAUGUUGGGAAGUCGCCUCUACACCCAGCUGGGUAUGGAGCUGGUGAGGAUGGAUAAGUUGCUACUUCUGAGCAGAAACCAUCACAAGUGCAAGCAAAGCCUGGAUCUGCUGUCUUGUUAAGGACAGCCAUAGUCCAUGGCCCACCUGACACAUCCUUCCAUCACAGUUCAGAUUCACUUCAUAGCCUUGUUGUCAAGUUAAUCUAACUGUUGCCAAAUUAAUCCUCAUAGCCUAUUUUUAGAGAUAAUUUAUUACGGUUUAUAUUGUGUGUUUUUAUGUGUGGUAGUUUUCCGUUGUAAACUGCUACAAUCCCCUCUGCCUGAUAAAAUAAUACAUUUUACAUAAUUUGGUUUGACAAACAUAAGUGCCAUAAUACUGUAUGUUAGCCCAGAGGUGAUCCCAAAUGCCAUGCCUUUCAUUAAAGGAGACUAUUUUACA